AAUAUUUGGAUACCACAUAAUCAGCUAUUAGCAUACCUUAGUUGGAACCAAUAGUGGCUGUUGUAAAGACUGUGUUGCCUGUUGUUAGUCGGUGAACUCCUUUUCAGGUGUGCGUUGUGAAAAGCUUCUUCAAUGAGCUGACGUCAGACACCACCCCCAGCUUUACAAUUCCCGCCUAUAAUUGCCAGCAACAGAAUAUUGCAGUUGGAAUAUUGUUUCUCACCAGAGGGGGACACGCAUGGUGCAGUGAGGAGGUAUAAUUUCAUCGUGGAAGAAGAGCAAAAUGCCACCAAAAAGGAUGUCAAAGCAAAAGAGAGGAAACAAAGCUGCUGCAGGAGCAACGGUACCAAAGAGGCCAAAGAUUGAGCACAGAUCAUUACCAAAUGUGAUUGGUGAGGUCUUAACGCAUGGAGAGGGUGAUACAGGUCAGCUGGGUCUAGGAGAGAACAUUUUGGGAAGAAAGAGGCCAGCUAAAGUUGAUCUACCUGCAAAUAUGGUUCAAGUGUGUGCUGGAGGCAUGCAUACAGUCUGCUUAACUGCAACAGGAGAGGUGUACUCUUUUGGAUGUAAUGAUGAGGGAGCAUUGGGCAGAAAUACUUCUGUAGAGGGAUCAGAGACAAGGCCUGGAAAGGUGGAUGUACCUGGUCAUGUUGUCAUGUUGUCGGCUGGGGACAGUCACACAGCAGCCCUUUUAGACAAUGGACAAGUAUAUGCCUGGGGCAAUUUUAGGGAUGGUAAUGGCAGGAUGGGAUUGUUCACUGCUGGACAACAAGAGAACCUUCCUGUGCCACUGCCUAUAGACAUCCCCAUGGUAAAAAUUGCCUCUGGCGGUAACCACUUGGUAUGUCUCUCCACUGAUAGCAAUAUUUACACUUGCGGCUGUGCCGAACAAGGUCAGUUGGGUAGAGUAGCUCAAUGUUUUUCUAAUCGAGGAGGUCGAAAGGGACUGGACUAUGUUUUAAAACCAAAUAUUGUGAGAUGUUUGCGAUACAAAACCAAGAGGACAGCCUCGUUUUCUGAUAUUUGGACAGGACAAGAUUUCACAUAUGCUGAGGAAAGCAUAAGCAAAACAGUUUACGGAUGGGGACUUAACAACUACUGUCAAUUAGGCUUAACAGACAUGAACAACCGGUAUGUACCAGCCAGAUUACUCUGUUAUAGUGAUGAGAAGAAAUGGCUGUCCAUUGAGGGAGGAAUUCAUCACACAGUGUCUCUUGAUGAAAAUGGCAAAGUUUAUACCCAUGGCCGGGGUGAUUACGGCCGUUUAGGCUUGGGCAAAGACUGUCAGCACGUGCUCGUUCCCACAAUGGUUAUUGGAAUUCGGUCAGAAACAUGCACAGGCAUCGCUGCUGGCACCUGUGUAUCUUUUGCAGUCUGUCAAGAUGGGAAGAUGUAUGCCUGGGGCAUGGGCACAAGUAAACAGUUAGCAACUGGAGAAGAGGAUGAUGAGUGUCUACCUGUUGUUAUGGAAGGGAAACAGUUAGAAACAAGAGCUGGGGUAUCGAUAUCUGCUGGUGGGCAGCACACAGUGAUUUUAGCCAGAGAAAAGCCAGAAGAUUCCAAAGAUUCCAAAGAUUUUAAACGUGAAUGUAUAUAAUUAGAUAUCACCAAGAGCCUCUCAUUGUAAACUGGAUUUAACUGAUCUCACAACAACAAAAAAAUUGUAAUUUCAGGCUUGAUGCGUAGGAUAAGAAUAAUUGAUAAUGAUAAAUGAAAUUUGAUGAAUGAAUUCAGAGGAUGCUUGUGAAACAUUGCUGUUAACUGAACUUACGCAAACUUUGUCUUUGUUUUUUUCCUACAUGUAUGUUUACCAUGUUGUAUGGGUGUGUAUUUUGAUUCAUCUAAUUUUUAUCAGAUAUAGGUAUGUUAUUUGCAAAAAUUCAUUUUCUUGACACUUUGCCCACAUUACGAUCAUCAUAAUUUAGCCCUUGCACAGGUUCGGCCAAACUGAUUUUGUAUGCCUACUAAUUGUGGAACUUUUGAAACCACACUAUGUGCACUUAAAAAUAUCUGCAGACUGCUGUUAGUAAAAUAUAAAAAGUUCCUUUUAAUUUUUGUAUUAACAUUGAAAAAUCCUUGUCUAAAACAAUAUUAAAUCAAAUUAUGUGGCUACUGGUCUUGUAAAUUGCCAAACUGGCUAGGAGAGUUUAAGUGUUAAAAUAUUGCUAUAGACGUUAACGUAUUAAUACAUACUUUUACUAUGCAAAGCCACGGUAAUAACAUUUUAUACAUGUAGCAAAUUUGUGAAUAAGUGGAAGGUAUUGAUUUUCUAUGGAAUGAAAACCGUAUUGAUAUAUGUGGAUACAAAAAGGUUAAAAAAAUUCUAAACACAAAAAAAAGAUGCGUUAUUCCAACGAAUGCCCCCAAACCUUUGAGUGGUUUAUGCCUACAUUAAUUUAAACGGUACAUAAUGGACUCAUGAACUAUACCCACAGGUCUGCACUUUUACUAUGACAGAAAUAUUUCAUUGUGAUCAUUUUACGUGUAUUUAGUUUCACUUCUCAUCGAUAUCAUUUCAUUGUGAAAGAACUGCAUUUACCAUUUAAUCGUAGUCUCAACAGGAAAUUCUGUGGAGGUUCAUUGUGAAAGAACUGCAUUUGCCAUUUAAUCGUAGUCUCAACAGGAAGUUCUGUGGAGGUUCUUUUUAUUUUUAUCUCUUUUAUGUGUGCAAAUAGCGUAAUAAA
Molecule: messenger RNA, 2684 nt
Organism: Liolophura sinensis
Lineage: Eukaryota; Metazoa; Mollusca; Polyplacophora; Chitonida; Chitonidae
Product: regulator of chromosome condensation-like
Exons: 12
Coding region: 284-1597 (437 amino acids)
Cellular component (GO): cytoplasm
Molecular function (GO): guanyl-nucleotide exchange factor activity
Source: RefSeq, a predicted model, not a curated record